GUCAGGAGAAACGAAAGUAAAAAUGCGCGUGAUGUUACAGCGCGAGACUUAAGCGGAAUUAAUGUUGCCACGGUAAUAAAGUUUACACGGUUAGAGUAGAUUACUCCAUCUGUCUCCUCCACCAUGCAGUCCUGGAGCCUUCUACUCUGUGUUCUGCACUUCCUCACCCUCACAUUCACCACAAUACCUACACUGGCUACUUCAGUAUCAGUAAAGCUUCAUCAGACUGCUACACUCCCAUGUAAACGUGAUUGUCCUGGCUUGGUUAAGUGGAUGAAGUUCCGAAGUCAAGAUGUACUGGCUCAGUGUGAUCAGACCUCAUGUUGGUCAAAGAUAGGAUAUGAAAUGUCUUAUGAUCAGUACCUGAAGGGAGAUUUCUCACUCAUCAUUCCUUCAGCUGAUUACAAUAAGAGGAACAUGUACACGUGUAAGUGUAAUGACCGUGGCAUUGAUGAUGUGCGUCUCAUCAUCGAGACUUUGUUUUCAUCAGAUGAGUUGAUUCUUCAUGAAAACAUGGUGAUGGAUUUGCCCAUACCAGAUCCAGUGGAGGUGGUUUAUAAAGUCAUAGAUUCAGCUGGUUCAUACGGUGAACAGAUUUGUACAGUGACUAAACACACACUAAAGUGUAAAGCUGGAUACAGAAACAGAGCAUCACUCAGUACCUCAAAAAUCAUACUAAGAGAUGUACAGCUGAGUGACAGUGGAAGUUACACCAUCCGUGACACAGAGAAUAAUGAAGUUAUCCAUAUAUAUACACUCAUUGUAAAAGAGGUCCAGAUAAGUCCUGAUGAGCAGCAGCGCAGUCACUGGUUGGUGUGGUUUCUACUAGUGCUGAUAGUAUUUAUUGGAGCAGGGUUCUUUCUGAAGUCUUGGCAUACUAAAUGUCUGGAACGUAUAAAGCAGCAGCAGGAAAUGCACUUAAAACAUGAAAAUGAAAAGUGUCGAAAAACAUUUCAGCAGACGCCGAGGGAAAAUGUAAGUAAUGAAAAAAUGUUUGUUUAUAAAGUACACAUUAUAUUCCUUCAGACAGAUGAAGCUCAAAAUAAGAGUGAUGUCAGUAUGUGUAUAAAAUAAUAAAUAAUGUAUAAAACAAGGUAAAUA
Molecule: messenger RNA, 1101 nt
Organism: Clarias gariepinus (North African catfish)
Lineage: Eukaryota; Metazoa; Chordata; Actinopteri; Siluriformes; Clariidae
Exons: 5
Coding region: 124-1074 (316 amino acids)
Source: RefSeq, a predicted model, not a curated record